AAAUGUCAAAUUUUGACAUUUUGUCGUCAGUCAUCUCGCCCGAGAGGUAAAUGGCGUCUAUUCUUUGAGGAGUAGAAAGAGUUUCGUUUUUUUGGUAAGGAAAAAUUUUGAUUUGUUGGAAAGUGUGUGAAAAGGGGUGAUUGGAUAAUUAGUCAUUUGGAAUUGCACCUGCUGCCGGCAUCGUCAGGCCCAAGACCAUCUCAGAGGCCCGAAAAAGAAGGUUGCCCUUUUGCGAAGAUUUCUUUUUAGAGGCGAAGCCAGCAGGGCAUGUGGGACGAGUGAGGGAAAAAAGUGCGUGAGAAAAGAAUUUCUUUUUCUUCUUCUUCGCCUUCUUUUUCUCUUCUUUUUGCUGCAAAAAGACACACCAAAAAGGCGAGGCAUCCCAGUGAAUUUGUGCAAGGUUUUAUUUUGCCGUUUGCGCUUUUUUUUGUGUUUUAACAACAACAAAGUGUACGAAGUGAUUUUUCUUUUAUAAUUUUUUUGAAGAAUUCUGUGAUAGAACAAUUUAGUUAGGAAUUACUCUUGUGACAAAAGACAGAGACAGAGAGAGAUAGAGGGAGAGUGAACAGUUAGGAUGUCGGGAGAUACCGCUAUGCUGAUCCCUCUGGACGAGGAAGAUGCUCCGAUUGAUUUUGAUAAUGAUCUUGGUGGCUUCGAGAAUCGAGCCUUCAAUGGGCCACCGAGAAUCAAGUAUUCUCUGGACGAAUUGAUGGCAAUCGGUGAAUCACCAUUGUCCCAUCGCCGUCCCGAAUGCUACGAUGAUACCCCACCGUCCGGUGGUGCCGUACGCAUUCCCUGGAAGCGUCCAGCUGAACCCCAACGUCCCGAUGAUGAUAAACUCUCGCGCCUCGAUAAGCGUCGUGAACGUGUGCGAAAGUUCCAGGAGAUUGUCCUUUCGCCUCAGCGUCGUUCCUUCAACAUGGGCUGCCAUAUGCCACCACCACCACCAACUGGGCAGUCAGCAGUGCCACUCGUGCCGCCCGUUGUGCGUGAUCGACGCAUUGGGAGCGGCAGGAUCCUAGCACGGGAUGUCAGCUGGGACUAUAAGCCUCUCGAGAAUCCGGAUGAUACCUUUCCGUAUCGCAAUGGAGCACCAACUGGCUUCAUUCCCGGUGUCAAGGAUUCCCGUGAGGGACGCGAUGGACGUGGAGAAAGAGAUGGCCUAUGCACCGAUUGGGUCAAUGAACGUCGCCCCUUCGGCCGGGGGACGUUUGAGGGGAACAGAGGUCGCGGUGGGACCAUCAGAAGGGGCUUCCGGGACUAUGAAGCAGAGCCAGAAUGGUUCAGUUCGGGUCCAACAUCGCAAUUUGAUACAAUUGAACUGCGUGGCUUUGAGGAAACGGCCCCAACACCAGAAUCUCCGUCGGAAUCAAAAGUCAGUCAGAGUUCGACACAGCCACCGACACAGUCACAGCCUCAGUCACAGUCUCAGUCACAGUCGCAGUCGCAGUCGCAGCCGCAACAGUCAAAGACAGAGGAACCGGCCGAAGAACCACGACCAGCUACACCGGACACAAAUAACAAUGCGCAGGAGAAGGAGGUUGGCACAAGUCGAGAAUUCAAUUUGGAUGACUACUUCAGUGCUGACUUCUUCAAUGAGCAAUCUCAGCCGGCAGAUGGUGCUGCAUCGAGGUUCAGUCAGUGGUUCACACGACGGAGCCCAGAAAUGUCACAGGUGAAGGAUGAUCUCGACAGUCGACGUUCAUCGAUUAUCGAUGAACUCGAAAAUAUUCUCAAUGAUUCCCUGAGUCCUGAUCCCUCUGAUGGGAAUUCCAAUAAGUAUUUUGCACCAAUUUCACCAGCAAAUGGAGGUGGUGGUGCCAUUGGUGGUGAAGUUAGUAAGAGUGUGAUGGAUUUUCUGCAUACGGCAAAUGUCCCAACACCCGGACAAGCUGGAAUACCAUCGACUGUUGCCCCAAAGCAUACGCCCCACCAGAAAAUACUCAAUGUCAAAGAAAUUGAGGCAUCGAUGCGAGAAUGUGGCCUUGAGCCACUUUCCGUACGAUCGGGGCGCGGUGUUAGAUUUGGCGCAGGUGGAUCUCAAAUGGCACCAGUCAAAGGUGGCAGCACCAUCGGCGACAAAAAGGUGGAAAUGGAGGCAUUCCGGAAAUUUGUGGCAAAUAUGCCGAAUGAGCAAUUGGUCGGUGGUCAGCAGCAGCAGCAGCAGCAGCAGCAACAGGCGACAGUUAAGGGCGUAGCAAUAGAGGAUAAGAGUAGUAAGGGUAAAGGCGUAGGAGGAGGAGGAGGAGGAGGUGUCUUUGUGAUGGGGAACAGAGUGGGGGGUGCAGCAGGAGCAGGAGUACCAAGAGCAUCAGCUUCGACGUACCUGGAUCUCGUGCAGAAAGUCAUUUAUUAUGGUUCAACACAGACAAAUCGGCAGGAAUUGCUCAAUACGCCGGAAGCUAGGCAAUUUCUCAGAGGUUUGCUGCGUGGUGAAUUGUCAAUUCCGAAUCUUCUUGGGCAUUUGCGUGUGGCGCCACCUGGACGUGAACAGGAAAUAAUUGUUGCUGUCCUUUGGCAUUUUGACAAGACGUCACGUGCCGAAGUGGCUGCACAGCUCCUUCAGCCUCUAACACAGCAAAAUCGACCACCGCCGCCCCUAAUUCAACCACCUGCCCAUUCACCUAGUCUCGACCUACCCCCACCACCCCACAUGAUCUAUCCACCUGCUGCAGCAGCCUCAGGAGGAGCAGGAGCAGCAGGAGCAGGAGCAGGAGCAGGUGCACCUAGUGGAGGACAGCAGAAGCUCUCUGUAUCACCACUGCCAAAUGCAAUGCCCCAGCGCAUUCCGUCACCGAGAGAACUGCAAUUCCAUACGCAGAGUAUCAUGCAGAAUGCCUUGAUACGGAAGAAGUUGGAGGAGCAACUGGAGAACUAUCGAAAACGCCAAGAGAUUGCCCAACAAAAUGGCGGAGGAGGUGGUGGGGGUGGGGGAGGUGGAGGAGGUGGUACAGGAAGUAGUAUUCCUUCGGCUGUUGAUGGUCAAUUGUCACCUGCCAGACGGAUUAAGCCUCAGCAUCAGGCGGCCCCAUCACCGACGCCCCUCGCCUUCACUCCCACCUCGGUUCUGCGGAAGAUGACUGCUGACAAGGAUAUGGAACCUUUACCUAAAGAUCCAAACCGUAUGAGUGGUCAGAUGGCAGCAGGUGCUGCAUCAGUUCCAAAGGGUCGAGCAAUUGUGAAAGGUGGCCAACAGAUGGUGUAUGCAUCGAGUAUUGAGAUGCAACAGAUUCAGCAGUAUCAGCAACAGACUCAGCAACAGAGGCCAAGGCUUCAAAUUCCGCUAUCGCAUCAACAACAACAGAAUCAACCUCCACCGCCCCAGGUGGCGCCACCACAAAUUAAUCCAGCCGCUGGAGCUGCAUUUGCCAAUUUUGCCCAGCAACAUUUUAUGCAGCAGCGCCAUCAGCGACCGCAGCGCCAUCAACUGGAAGCAGCUCAUUUUGCACAACAACUUCGUGCCGCCCAACGACCACCAUCCAGUGGAGUCGAUGGGAGGCCAAUGCUGAACUUCACGCGAGAUGGAAAUAUGUCACCGACGAGCAAUCAACUGGCCAGAUGGUUCUCACCGGAACUCCUGGCGCAGGCAUCGGCCGGCAAACUGCCAUCUCUCGGUGUUGGGCAGGCACUGAGUCUGGAGGAGUUCGAACGGAGUAUGCAACAUUCCUCAACAACAGUCCACAACUGAAUUAUUCCCAUUCGUUAUCUUUCUCUCUCUUUUCUCAUUCUUUUCUCUUCCUUCCCCCUCCCCCUUCUCAAUCCUCCCAAUUCCACAAAAAAAAAGAAAUUGAAUUGAAUUCCUCCUUUCUCCUUUCCCUCUCCCCUCCCCUUCCCCACCCCAAAAAUAAUAUAAAGAAGGUAUGGAUCUAAGGGUAGUGUAUGAUGAAGAAAAAAAAAAUGAAUUUAUUUGUUGUUAAUUAUUAUUAAUUUUCUUUUUUCGAAGAAAAAAAAAUGUGAAUUCGCGAGUAAUUGAAUUGAAAUGAUGAAAAAAAAAGAAGAAAAAAAGUGAAUUGAAUGAGUUAAAAUGAAAAAAUGUCAUAGAUAAAAUAUUAUUUUCUUGUGAAUUAUAUGAAUAAAUUAUUUCUCAGCUGCAAA
Phlebotomus papatasi is the source of this 4095-nucleotide messenger RNA. RefSeq lists its product as uncharacterized. Gene Ontology annotation, molecular function: mRNA binding. Gene Ontology annotation, biological process: negative regulation of translation. The transcript is spliced from 8 exons. Gene Ontology annotation, cellular component: nucleus; cytoplasm. The coding region runs from base 575 to 3688 and encodes 1037 amino acids. The record is from RefSeq and is a predicted model, not a curated record. NCBI's taxonomy places the organism in Eukaryota, Metazoa, Arthropoda, Insecta, Diptera, Psychodidae.